Pelagomonas calceolata is the source of this 1260-nucleotide messenger RNA. NCBI's taxonomy places the organism in Eukaryota, Pelagophyceae, Pelagomonadales, Pelagomonadaceae. The record is from the annotation of a GenBank genome assembly.
AGGUGCCUCUGGAGCAGCUCGCAGCCACCACCGACGCCUGCCGACGCGUGGUGCACCAUCCGGCCCACACACUGCUGCACUGCAGCUAGCACUCGACGCGCAACGCACGCCACCGCUGCGUUCACGACGCUCUUGCAUGCGCCCCGUGCGAGCAGUCCUGCUCCUCGCGUCGUGCCGCGCCGACAUGCUUCGUAGACUAGUACCCGGCCUAAGACGCGCCUCGACGAGGACCAUGGCCACGAAACCGCGCUGCGUCCUCCUCAACGCCGCGCGCCUCGACUUUGACGGUCGUAUUGAUUUCGCGAAACUUGAGGAAGUCGUAGAGAUAGAGAGGUACGACAAGACCCAACCAGAGGACGUCGCUGCGAGAUGCGAAGGCGCGCAGAUAAUCGUAAACAAAGAGAUGCCCCUGUCAAAGGAGACCAUCGCGUCACUCCCGGACAGUGUGAAGUUGAUCUGCGAGGCCGGCACGGGCUACAACAAUAUUGAUUUGGACGCUUGUUCCACGAAAGGCGUAUGUCUAUCAAAUGUGCCCACUUACGCCACUGAGGCCAUGGCCCACAUGGCGAUCACGGCACUCAUGGCCUGCUCUUGUAGCCUCUGGCAGCAGGCGGCGGCCUUUGGGUGCGGUGACUUUCAGUAUCUAGAACAGUGCCAUCCCGGUUCCUUGACGCAUGUCGAGUUACAUGGCAAGACUCUUGGUCUAGUUGGCGGUCUAGGGACGAUCGGGAAGCGGGUCGCCGCGAUCGCUUCGGCGCUAGGGAUGAGGGUAGUAGCGUCGUCGUCACGCAUGGCCGCGAUCGGGCAACAGGGCGACGUUACCGUAGUCUCGCUAGAUGAGCUCCUCGAGACGUCGGACUUCGUCUCGAUCCAUUGUCCCUUGAACGCGAACACCAAGGGUUUGAUCGGGCGCGUGGAGCUCGCGAAGAUGAAGCCCACGGCCUUCCUCAUCAACACCGCUCGCGGUUCCAUAAUAGAUCAGGACGCCCUCGUCGAGGCUUUAUCAUCUAAGCAAAUCGCGGGUGCCGCCUUGGACGUCUUCGGCGAAGGCAGCGCGCCGCCGCCCGCGCUGCCGUCAAACCAUCCGCUGUACUCGCUGGAAAACGUCAUGCUCACUCCGCACAUCGGCUGGCAGCGCCUCGAGUCGCGGCAGCGCGUCGUCGACAUGGUCGCCGACAACUGUGUGUCUUUCUUGAACGAUGGGUCGUCGAAUAUUGAUCUCGGGACAGGGCUGCCUAGGAAGAAAUAACACUAACACAU